This is a messenger RNA of Pyrenophora tritici-repentis Pt-1C-BFP, 2205 nucleotides long. The record is from RefSeq and is a predicted model, not a curated record. Lineage: Eukaryota; Fungi; Ascomycota; Dothideomycetes; Pleosporales; Pleosporaceae.
AUGUCGGGAACCUUGGAAUUGGCCGCUGGAGUCCUUGCAAUUGUUGGUGCGGCUGACGUUGCCGUAAGAACGGGUCGCGAAGUUCACGGCUUUCUACGCAACAUUGCCGGUGCGCCCGAGGAGAUCAAUCGGUUAUGCGCAACCGUCAAGGAGGUUGCUAUACUCGCUGAGACCGCAAAGCAGCUUCUGGAUAAAAUCGCCAAACGAAAGCAAACGGAAGUGACGGAACAGUCAAUUGGCUUGUUCGAAGCAGCACUCAAGAGCAUGAAUCGCGAACUGCAAAAUCUGCGAGUAUUGAUUGCAAGAUUCAGAGGCGGAAACAAUACUUGGAGUAGGGUGAGGUAUGUGCUGGAUGAGCGCAAACUCAAUAAAGCCUUUGAAAACCUUGAGCGGUCAAAGAGCCUCCUUGGAAAUUCUUUGCAAGUUGCUAGCAGGUACGUCUUCAUUGAUAACAUCACCGAUUGGUGGUGGUUGAACAAUCGAUACAUCGGACUGGAGAUCUACCAAGACACGUACUUAUACUCUUCUAGACAGAGAUCGGAUGACCAGCAUCAGGAAAUAGUGAGAAGACAUGAAAGAGAACGCAAGUUACUGUCGGCGACUCGUAGGGACCAAAAAAAUGCGUUACAUUGUCAAGCAAAGCUGGCACGUACCUCGAAUAGCAUCCAGAGGGACACACGCAGGAUCUCCAAGGUCUUGAACGUGACGCAUCGGGAGAAUUUCAGCGAACAUCAAAAGACCCGCGAUUUUCUUUCUGCCAAGAUCGAAGAUGUUAUUGCCGCUGAAUUGGAGAGGCUCCGGCUACCCCUGGCUGAACGUACUUUCAACCGGAAUAUCUUCUUCUUCGGUGAACACCGGGACAUGAUCAUGGCUUACUUACUCUUACUAAAGUCUCAACUAGCAGAUGCAUCCAAGCGUCUACUCUCUGAAGACGGGGCAAGUUUCUCGGCUCGUCAGGUUACUUGGCUGCAACUCGAAUUCGACAAUCUCGUUGCGUCGGCAGCACAAGAAGAGGCGGCAAGGCAUCAUCGAUCUACCGCCACUUCUUUAGACCAAUGGCACUACUCCGAAAACAUUGUUCGCCAUCCGGUCAAAAACUCCCAGCGUAUGAUAGGAGGCCCGAGAACUGAGGCAGACAAACACUGGUCCGUGGAGGAUGUGUACGAAAAGAUGCCACCUAGUAAACCGUCAACGAGCGAUCAGCCAACGUAUACCCAUAAUACUGCUUUUGGAAUUCUUCGCGUAUAUAUUCCCCAACAAGCCACCGAGUCAAAAGUUCAACGUACCAACGACGAGGCUGGCUUUACGUUCACCUGCGGUAUCGGCCAGUCAAUCCACGCCAUACAUGUACACUUUCUACGCGAAAUCUUCGGUAAAUCAGGACCAAGAUUAAGUGCGCAACUCAAUGUCUUUACCCUGGCUGAGUCGGAGGUUCAUUACUAUGAGCUUUUUGCUCAUGGCAGUGCUGAAGAUAUCGACGACGCGUUACGAAAUGGCUACGCUGCAGAGCAUGCACGAGUGGACAUAUUCGACUACCUAGAUAGCCAGGGCAUCGGUAUUGCGAAUCUGAAACAUGAUAUAAGCCUAGUAGCAGGUCUCUUCAAGCGCUCAAUGAUAGACUACGACCGUAUUGCGCUUGAGACCUCUGUUGAUCACGUUCUCCAAAAAGUGUACGACACAUUAUCCUUUUUAUUCGAAACAACAAUGAACAUGCUUCUUUGGGACUACUACCGCAGGCGCCCCCGCUCCUUACUCACACAACAAAUCCGGCGGCUGCAGAAAGAAAAGCUCGUUCCAGACUCACUCAUGCUCGACGACCAGCCAUGGGACUGGGACUCGGUUUCCACGCUCAUGAACCCGCUCUUCGCGCAAGAUGCCGUCUAUGUCAAUGCGCUAGGCAGUUUGGGACGCAAUAGGAUUCAACGCUGCAGCUGCGUCGUCAUAAAUGACGAUGGCGGUGACCAAGACGCCAUUACGGAGAUUUCAAAUGCAUUGAUCAAGGCGGGCGUGGAUAUACAUCAUCGUGAUCAUGAUGGCUUGACACCCAGUAUGUACUCAAAGCGAUGUGGCGCCUGGGAGGGAUGGUGCAAAGCUCUUGAGAGAAACGGACAGCGUAUCAAAGAUGUGCUGAGAGAUGAGGAUGCCGAAUGGCUGUUGGACGAAAGAUGGCGUGAGAUAUGGGUGGAGAAGUAUGGGGAGAUGUGA